AGCAAGCAAGGGUUGGAUUCUAGGGUUUUGGUUAGCCGUCUAGGGUUAUCAAUUUCAACAAUGUCUCAGCUUCUGGGUCGAAUCGCUAAGAUCUCCUCACUUGUGAAGAAGCAGAGACUCUGUUUCAGUGAAUUGCGGUCUUUCUCCACGGCGGCGACGCCGUAUCUGCUUUUCUGUGAGACCAACUACAGGAUGGCGAGGACACCAUUUGGUGGAGCAGUGGUCGACAUUAACCUGUAUGAUCCAAGGAAGAAGGAAACAGUUAAAGUCCCCGACCAAUAUCUGUCCAAGGAGCUCCAAUGUACGAUGAAGAUGGGAUCUUCGAGGGGAUGGGUUGUUGCGAGAAACAUAUUCGACUCCACAUUGCAUCUCACUAAUAUCUUCAACCCUUGUGCCUCUGUUUCGUCACAUAAGGUUAUCACUCUGCCUCCAUUGGAGGAUGAUGCUAAAGCUCGUAUCUCCAGUAUCUCUCUCUCAGCCUCCCCAGACCAGAAAGAUUGUAUAUUGGCAGCCAAGUCCUCUAGUAGUCCAUUCCUCAGCCUGUGGCGGCCUGGUGACUCGGCUUGGACACGCAUCAAGGUCCCGUUUCCUGCCUCCAAGGUGAUAAUGUAUUCUGCGAGAGACCGCAAGUUCUAUCUCCUCCCAAGGGAGAGUAAGGAAGAGUAUGAGGGUCCCAUUGAUCUCAUCAACACUAGCUCCGACGACUUCCCUCAGGUGACUCUGUACCAGAGAUUCCCUAACUCUGACAUCCCCGUGAGUAGACAAGAACAGCUUGCCUCCACUAUCAAGAGUCAAUACCUGGUCGAGUCACCUUCUGGCGACUCCUUCAUCGUUUACUGGUAAAUUCAUCAUCCCUCUUGCCUUUGCAGAAACCUAGUGUAAGAAGGGAUAGAAUGUAAGAGAAGGAGGUGUGUGGGUUAUAAGGCAUGGAACAGUGUGAAAUAGAGAGAAGAAUAUGUGCUUGUGCUUGCUCUUCUGACUUAUGAUCACUUUAAUCUGUGCAUUGUUGUAUUACAUGGUGUAAUUUACACCUGAUGCAGUUUAC
Arabidopsis arenosa is the source of this 1045-nucleotide messenger RNA. The record is from the annotation of a GenBank genome assembly. Lineage: Eukaryota; Viridiplantae; Streptophyta; Magnoliopsida; Brassicales; Brassicaceae.